AUCUUCUCAUCGAGUCAUCGUUCUUGUUUCACACCCUAGUCUGGAGCAGAAACAUAUAUACCACAAUGAAUCACUCCAAUUCGUAUGAGACUCAUGAUGAGAGCACUGAGACAACAGGUACACUUGCUUCUCGUGUUGCUGAUCAGUUUGAAGAAUCGGCAGACACAAACACAGGUAACUCGUUUGUAAGUUAUAGUGGCAUGGAUAUUGAUGUGUUCAUAGCUGCACGAGAAGGUAAUAUAGAUUGCCUUAGAGAACACGGAGAGCAUCUUCACCAAAUGUUGACUCCAUCCAAGAACACAGUUCUCCAUAUUUAUAUAGCAUGCGUAGGCCGUGCAACAUUGGCGAAAUCUGAAACAGUGCGGAAGUCGAAGCCAGCCAAAAUCGUGGAGGAGAUCGUCCAGAUGUGCCCGCCGCUACUAUUGCAGCCCAAUGGUAACGGAGACACUCCAUUACACUUUUCGGCCAGACAUGGGCAUGCUGCAAUAGUGGAAGUUCUUAUACAGGCUUCGAAAUUAGCUUGUCAUCAUUCCAGCGACCUCGAGAGAGGUAUCUCGACAGAAGAGACGUGCUGGCAGAUGCUUAUAAGAACAACCAACAAGGAAAAGAACACUGCAUUGCACGAGGCUGUGCGCUUUAAUCACCUUGAUGUAGUGAGGAUGUUGACCACAGAGGACCCCGAUUUCUUCUACAGUGCAAAUGAUUCUGGCGAAACUCCGGUUUACAUGGCUACUGAGAGGGGAUAUCGUGCCCUGGUUAUUGAAAUGCUCAAAAACUGCACAAACCCAACUUAUCAAGGCCCCAAUGGUUACACCUCUUUGCACGCAGCAGCUAUCUCCAAUGAUGAACAGAUGACCAAAACACUUCUAGUGAACAACAAGGCUUUGACAAGAGCAGUAGACGAACUAGGAGAUACUCCACUUCACUUAGCCACAUGUUGGGGUCACGCUGCAAUUGUGAAACAACUGCUACAGUGUGAUAAAUCUGCUGCAUACAUUUGUGAUAACAGAAACAGGUCGCCAUUUCAUAAUGCGUGUUACCAGGGCAAUAUAUCUGUAGUGAAAGAGCUAGCUUCUCGUUGCCCUGAUUGUUGUGAAUUCGUUGAUAAUAAAGGUCGGAAUGGUCUUCACUAUGCCAUCGACGGAAAGAGUCAUCAAGUAGAAGCCUUUAUACGAAAUGAUCCAUGGCUUAGCAGUGUCCUUUUAAAUGGCAAAGAUGCUGAUGGGAACACACCUCUCCAUUAUAUUGCUACUUCUCUGUAUGAAGGCAUGGAUUUUAUAAGUGAACCCAGGGUUGAUAAGAUGACAUUUAACAAAAGAAAUUUAAACGCUUUGGACAUCCUUCAAAACAGUAAUGAAUUAAGCGAGAAGGUGGUGCUGCACUCAGAACUUACCCAGCAGUUGAUAAAAACUGGUGCAAGAGGACAUUGCCGUCUUCGAAUCCACCAAGAUGGUGAGAAGGAGUUCAUGGUAAAUGAAGUAAAAGAGGCCAAUCUGGUAGUGUCAACACUCAUAGCAACUGUAACUUUUGCAGCAGGUUUUGCCGUGCCUGGGGGUUACCAAAGUGAAAAAGGACCGGACCAGGGUUUUGCGGUACUAACAAGAAAUGCAGCAUUCAAAACAUUCGUGAUGGCCAAUACACUAGCCAUGUGUAUGUCCAGUUGUGCUGUUAUGAUCCGCAUUGUUCUGGCAAUCCGAAGAAAGGAUGAGGAGCAUGGUCCCUUGAUCCGAAGAAAGGAGGAGCAUGGUCCUCUUCUCACUGCAAUAAAUCUGACAUUUUACGCCUUGAUCGCAAUGGUGGUGGCAUUUCUUACCGGCACAUAUUCAGUUUUAGGUUAUUCACCAGAACUUGCUAUCGCUGCAUGUGUAACUGGUUGCUUUUUCUCCUUUGUAUUUGGUUUUUUCAUGCUUUCUCGCAAAAUGGAUAACCUCCGUAUACAUUAUUUCAAUGCGCAUGACACCGUCAUGAUCUGGUUACGCAUGUACAAAAUGUGA
Molecule: messenger RNA, 1994 nt
Organism: Fragaria vesca subsp. vesca
Lineage: Eukaryota; Viridiplantae; Streptophyta; Magnoliopsida; Rosales; Rosaceae
Product: ankyrin repeat-containing protein At3g12360-like
Exons: 3
Coding region: 66-1994 (642 amino acids)
Cellular component (GO): plasma membrane
Molecular function (GO): protein phosphatase 1 binding; protein phosphatase regulator activity
Source: RefSeq, a predicted model, not a curated record